Paramecium octaurelia is the source of this 926-nucleotide messenger RNA. NCBI's taxonomy places the organism in Eukaryota, Ciliophora, Oligohymenophorea, Peniculida, Parameciidae. The record is from the annotation of a GenBank genome assembly.
CAUCAAUUAUGAGUGAAUAAGAUUACCAAGGCAAUUCACGAUAUUCAACACUACAAUCAAAUAAUUAUUAGAGUCAGCUCUUGUCAACUCAUUUUGGAAAAUUAUUAAAUAAGAACGAAGCAUUCUUUAACCAUCUCAAAGGGGACUGUAUUUGCGGCCGAUGCAUAUGCGGAUAAUGCAAAUGUCCUAAACUGCUUCUGUCUAAUGAUUUUAAGAAGGGAUAAGAAUCAUUAUAUUAAAGGGAUUUUAUUACACAUGGAAAAUUAAGGUAAAUACCUCUAAUUGAUCACAAUGUAACUUACAAGAGUUAAUUGCCAAUGGAUAUAGAUACUAUAUAAAGAGUAUUGUUUAACUCCAUAAAUUUAGAUUACAUAUUAAGCUCAUCCUGAUGCUAAACCAGCAGAAUCUUUAAAGCCUGAGUAAAAAGUGUUUUUAAUCCCAUUUAGUAGUUCAUCAGCAUAUAGAGUACUUAUAUUUGAUAUUAUUUAGCUUGAUUAUGCUGGAGGCGGAAUGUCAUCUCUCAAAGUUAAUCCACCUCAUCAUCCAACUGUAGUAGAUAUGCCUAUGACUACUCAUUCUACUUAUUAAGAUAACUUCUAUAAAAAACCAAUUCCAAGGGAAGAAUUUCUAACAACUGCGAAUAAAAGUAGCUUUAAAAGCCCAAUAUCUCCAGAACUGCCUUUUAUUCAUCAAUCUACAAAUAAUGCUUUCUACAAGCCUUAUCAAACUGGAUAACUUAAUAAAGUUGAUCCUAAAUAAGUAAAUUAAUAUAUUAAAAAUUUUAGAAUGUUAAAAUGACUCCUGCUUUUGAAGGUCAAUUUAAUUCAACCACUUAAAAAGAUUUUGAUGACAAGAAUCCGAAAAAGUGCCCAUCAAGAGUAUUUUUGAAUUCCUUAUACAAAUAAAAACUUUAAUAAAUAGCUUGA